UCUGCUGCUGAGGAGACACUGAUCCAGAGAGGAGCGUUUAAUGCCUUGGAGAUCGCUCUGCACAGGAUGGCUGACUGCAUCAGUGACUUGUGAGAGGAGAAGGGGACAAACAUCUCCAUCUGGAGACUAUUUAUGUUUACCUUCUCUUUGCUGUAGUUGGUGCUUUCUCUUCAACUUGGGGUGAUGUCCCAGUGCUGGUGCAGGCAGGUCCUGCUCGGUGUGGAACUGGGCAUACUGGUGGCGGUACUGGUGGCCGGCAGUGCAGGACAGGUCCAUGACAGGAGGGAGGCAGGCUCGUCCUGCUAUGGAGGAUUUGACCUGUACUUUGUUCUGGACAAGUCUGGCAGUGUGCAACAUUACUGGAAUGAGAUAUAUUACUUUGUUGACCACCUGGCUCACAAGUUUAUCAGUCCUCAGCUGCGGAUGUCUUUUAUUGUAUUUUCAACAGAAGGAAGGAUCCUCAUGGGGCUAACAGAAGACAGAGAGCAGAUUCGAGCUGGACUGGAGGAGCUCCGCAUGGUGCAGCCAGGUGGAGACACCUACAUGCACAGAGGCUUUCAAAGAGCCAGCGAGCAAAUAUAUUACGGGACUGGAGAUGGUUUCCGGACAGCCAGUGUCAUUAUCGCCCUGACGGAUGGUGAACUGAGAGAAAAUCAGUUUGACCUGGCACAGAGAGAGGCAAGCAGAGCACGCCAGUUGGGCGCCACUGUGUACUGUGUGGGAGUUAAAGACUUCAACGAAACACAGCUUUCAACGAUAGCCGACAGUAAGGACCAUGUCUUCCCAGUGAAUGAUGGAUUUGAGGCGCUACAAGGUGUCAUUGACUCGAUCCUAAAGCGAUCAUGCAUUGAAAUCCUGGCUGUAGAGCCCUCCAGCAUUUGUGAAGGAGAAUCUUUCCAGGUGGUAGUCAAAGGAAAUGGGUUCCUUCACGCCCGAGACGUACAGAAAGUUCUCUGCAGCUUUCGCAUCAACGACACAGUCACUUUGAUGAAAAGACCGUUGGUGGUGAGAGAUACAUACCUUUUGUGCCCAGCUCCCGUUCUGGAAAAAGAGGGAACCUGUGCCACUCUUCACGUGAGCAUGAAUAACGGCCUGAGCUUCAUAUCCAGCUCUGUCACCAUUACUGCAGUCACUUGUUCUGAUGGGACCUUCGUGGCCAUCGCUCUGCUCAUCCUGAUGCUCCUGCUCACCAUUCUUCUGCUGUGGUGGUUCUGGCCUCUCUGCUGCACUGUGGUCAUUCAUGAGCCACCUCCUCCAGUAAUAGAGGACAGCUCUGAUGAUGAGGAUGGUUUUCCCAAGAAGAGGUGGCCCACAGUGGAUGCCUCGUACUAUGGAGGACGUGGAGUCGGAGGCAUCAAGAGAAUGGAGGUCCGCUGGGGAGAUAAAGGCUCCACUGAAGAAGGAGCCAAACUGGAAAAAGCUAAAAACGCUCGAGUUGUGAUGCCUGAGGAGGAGUUUGAUCCACCACGACCUUACUACUACAACUCACACAAAUCCAACCGCCCCCAGGAGUGGUACUCUCCCAUUAAGGGCAAACUGGAUGCUUUGUGUGUAUUCCUGAGAAGAGGCUACGACAGAGUGUCUGUGAUGCGACCUCAUCCUGGAGACAAGGGCAAGUGCAUAAACUUCACCCGAAACAAAUCCUACCCUGCUCCUCGCUACCCCAUCUACAACCAGCCCUCCACGCCGGUCUACACUUUGCCCCACAGCUACCGGAGGCGUCCGUCAGAGGGCAGCCAGAGCUUCAACUUGCCCCCUUCACCAACUUCAACGCUCCCCCCUCUGCCGUCCACUCCUCCCCCAUCCUCCACGACCCCUCCCAUGUACACACCGCCUCCGAACAGAGCCCUGCCUCCUUCCAACAUGAGCUCAAUCUCUGCACUCCCGUCUCCAACCGGCUCCCUACCGCCUCCACCUCAGGGUCCGCCCCCAUGCAGAGCGCCUCCUCCGUCACGCCCUCCUCCACGCCCCAAUCACGAGGACCUCUAAUGAUUGAAAAACAACAAGUUAAAGGAGAACGUUCCAAGCUUCAAGGUUUUCAGAAACCUUAAAAAAUCUCCUCACUGUGCUUCAGUGACUGGAAAAUGUUGCCUUUCGAGGCUUCAGCUGAUGAUUCGACUCCUGCACAGUCUGUUCUCAACAUGUGGCUCAGGCAUGAUGUGCCACAGACUAUGACUUUUUUUUCUCGAAAGUGAAUAUUUAGUGUAGCGAGCACAGCUUUGGCUAGUCAUGCUAUUGAAGUUAAGCAUUUUUACAUACACUUUGGUCAAGCAUUGCGAUGUGCUUUAGAGUUGUAUAAACUUGCAUUUAAGGCUGUGCCUAAUGUGACUCUUUUGAUCUUAAACGACUCUUUUACUGCUUCCUGCAGUGAAAAACAAUACGUUUUAACAGCAGAAAAUCCAAAGGUUCAGCAUCUGCAUCAUGUGUUUUAUACAUGUAAGUCUGUUUGGCACGUGCUGUCUUGGAAAAUGUAUAUUUUGUGAAUAAAUACUCAUUUAACCACAGAAA
Messenger RNA from Centropristis striata (black sea bass), 2508 nucleotides. Its product is annotated as anthrax toxin receptor 1-like. Gene Ontology annotation, molecular function: signaling receptor activity. The record is from RefSeq and is a predicted model, not a curated record. Lineage: Eukaryota; Metazoa; Chordata; Actinopteri; Perciformes; Serranidae. The coding region runs from base 184 to 1989 and encodes 601 amino acids. The transcript has 18 exons. Gene Ontology annotation, cellular component: membrane.